Messenger RNA from Juglans regia (Persian walnut), 606 nucleotides. RefSeq lists its product as uncharacterized. The transcript has a single exon. The record is from RefSeq and is a predicted model, not a curated record. The coding region runs from base 289 to 489 and encodes 66 amino acids. NCBI's taxonomy places the organism in Eukaryota, Viridiplantae, Streptophyta, Magnoliopsida, Fagales, Juglandaceae.
AGAUCAGUACUGUAGGCAUUACAUAACGUCCAAGCAUUUUUGGUUGGCUUCCUUCUUUAGAUUUGAACAAAUCAUCUGCACUCUUCAAUUGAAUUCGUAGCCCAACACGUUUUACCCACCCGGGCCAGCCUCCUUCCUCCAAACUUUCUCUCUCUCUUUCUCUUUCUCUUUCUCUUUCUCCUCAUAUAAAGUUAUAAACAUCCCUGCCUUCCUUAAAAGACCCAGAUCCCCUAACACUACUGAAAGGAUAAUCAACACUCGAACAAUCAAAGAAAGAAAGAAAGAAAGAUGUGCUGUGCGAGUAAGAUAUGCAUGCUAUGCACGUGCCUAAUACUCUUGGUGAUACUCAUCGGAUUGCUGUUCGGCUUCGGGGUGUUCAAGCACGGUUUUCACAAAUUGAAGGAUACCGUACAUCUUUGCGAUCCCAAUCUCACUCCUAAUCUCUGCGGAAGGCCAUUCUUCGGUUUUCCAGCACCUGCUCCUCAUUGAUUUGAUUUCCUUUUCCUUUUCUCUUUAUGUCAUGCAUUUACCUUUUAUUCAAAACCUCAUCUGGGUAUUUUGAAUUGUUACUUUGGGAUUUAUGGUGAUUUUAUUUUUCUAUUAUUA